AUGCCGGACAGUUCAUCUGCAAAUGCCGAGAUUGUGGGUACCGUAAAGACGAAAGCCGCGAAAAUUGAAGCCGAUCUAAAGAGAACCGACGGGAAUCCUACACUGAUCAGGCUCCUGACGCCCUCCAAUUUCACUGCUCGAGAUUAUAAGCUGUGUCUAUCUAGAGCAUUCUGUGGGUGGUAUAUGCCAAGCGCGGACAAGCAGGUCACCUUAGAAGGGGAAGAUGGGAAGGGUUUCCUGGUCAAUUUUUACUGGCGUGAUAGCAGGAUCCGCGGAGGGUGGAGGGCUUUUGCCAGUUACCAUGGAUUAGUGGUUGGAGAUGCUCUGGUUCUUCAUCUUGUCAGUCCCUUGAUGUUCAAGGUUUACAUUGUGAGGGAAAAUUCCUCAAAGGAAGUGGGUGUCAAUCAUGGUCGUUUAAGGUCGCGAACUGUUAAUGGUGAGGAUGGAAGUUUAGGAGUAAAAUUGGAAGAAAACGAUGACAGAAAUGGGUUAAUGGAUGAUGAUAAUGAUAAUGUUGGGUCUGAGCCAGAUAAAGGGUUUCAAAGAGGAAGUGAUAGCAAGAACAGCAAGUUGCCAGGAUCCAUUGCAGAUGAUGAUUUCGACAGAGUGAAACGCUUUGAAGACUUUGAAAUCGUUGCAAAUGGUUCUGUCAUCGACGACGAAGACCAACUCCCGGAGCUUGUUAAGUUCAAGUACUACCAGUUGUGCCGCAGCCAGGGAUCGUUUCUGCACCAAGGCCUGCUGGAGGGGCUUGGCGCCAAGAUCGUUGCUUGGAUGAUCGAUGAAGUUACGAGCAUUGCUUAUGCCAUCAGAGCACUGUCGAGCUCGAGCCAGAGUAAGGAUCUGGAGGUGUGGGAGAAGAAGUUGAAGGGCUUCGAGAAUCUGGGGAUGAGUGUGGGUUUCAUACUGGUUCGAUUGAGGAAGCUGGCGUGCCUUGCUGAUCAAGCAACAAACAGGCGUGCGAGGCUGGUGGAGGAGAGGGAGGCAGCGGAGGAGGAGCUGCGUGUUCUGGAGAAGCAAGUUGGGAAGGCGAAAGAAAGGGUGGAAGUACUGCGCGGGGAGAUUGAGAGUUUGAAUGGUGGGAGUGGGAGUGACAGUGAGUUUGUGGCGUUGGCAAAUGCGCCAUGGUGA
Linum trigynum is the source of this 1131-nucleotide messenger RNA. The record is from the annotation of a GenBank genome assembly. Lineage: Eukaryota; Viridiplantae; Streptophyta; Magnoliopsida; Malpighiales; Linaceae.